Parnassius mnemosyne (clouded apollo) is the source of this 2366-nucleotide messenger RNA. NCBI's taxonomy places the organism in Eukaryota, Metazoa, Arthropoda, Insecta, Lepidoptera, Papilionidae. The record is from the annotation of a GenBank genome assembly.
AGUUUAACCUUUUUCCAGUAAAGUUGACGUGUUUGGAAGGUUUUAUUUCAUUCAUUUUUCAGAUCAAUUAGUGCUCCAUAUCUAGCGUUAUUAAUCUUUUGAUAAAUAUAUAAAAGCGUUAAAUUAACGACCAUGUUUUACUCGUACACUCUUGGUAUUUUAUUGUUCGUCGCGGGAUCUUAUGCUUUGUAUGAUUCAUCGUCUGAUGUGGUAGAACUAACUCCGAGUAAUUUCGAUAGACUCGUCACAAAAUCUGAUGAAGUGUGGAUAGUUGAAUUUUUCGCUCCAUGGUGUGGGCACUGUAAAAACCUGGUUCCUGAAUAUAAAAAGGCUGCUCGAGCAUUAAAGGGCAUCAUAAAAGUUGGAGCAAUAGAUGCAGAUCAAUACAAAGAGUUUGCUCAGAAGUAUGGAGUCACAGGAUUCCCAACUAUCAAGGUGUUUACUGGUAGCAAGCAUACACCGUACCAAGGACAAAGAACUGCAGAAGCUUUUGUAGAUGCAGGUAUUAAGGCAGCUAAAGAAAAAGCUUAUGAUAACCUCGGAAAGAAAUCUAGUGGAUCAUCAUCUGAUAAGUCAGAUGUAAUCACUCUUACGGAUAGCAACUUCAAAGAGCUGGUGCUAGACAGUGAAGAUCUUUGGUUAGUGGAGUUCUUUGCGCCCUGGUGUGGACAUUGCAAGAAUCUUGAGCCACACUGGGCCAAGGCUGCUACAGAACUUAAGGGCAAGGUUAAAUUAGGAGCUUUAGAUGCAACAGUACACCAAGCAAUGGCCUCCCGCUACCAAGUACAAGGUUAUCCCACUAUCAAGCUGUUCCCUGCUGGCAAGAAGACAAGUGAUUCUGUAGAAGACUAUAAUGGCGGCAGAACUGCUAGCGAUAUUGUAGCGUGGGCUCUUGAGAAACUUGCUGAGAACAUUGCCCCACCAGAAAUUGUACAGGUAGUAAAUGAAGAAACAAUGAAGGCCUGCAGUGAAAAACCUUUGUGUGUGGUAUCAAUUUUACCUCAUAUUUUGGACUGCAAUGCCGCUUGCCGCAAUGAUUACAUUUCCAUAUUGACUCGUCUAGGAGAAAAAUACAAAAACAAGAUGUGGGGAUGGGUAUGGACUGAAGCAGGUGCACAGCCCGCGUUAGAAGAAGCCCUUGAGUUAGGAGGCUUCGGUUACCCUGCAAUGGCGGUAGUUAAUGCUAAGAAACUGAAAUUCUCUACUCUUCGAGGCUCGUUCUCAGAAUCUGGCAUUAAUGAAUUCCUCAGGGACCUUUCUUUCGGUCGUGGUCAAACAGCACCAGUUAAAGGUGCAGAAAUGCCAAAGAUCGUCACCACUGAACCUUGGGAUGGCAAGGACGGUGAACUACCGCCUGAAGAAGAUAUCGACCUGUCCGAUGUCGAUCUCGAGAAAGAUGAAUUAUAAGUAAAGAAGAGUACGUGUACUUAAUCUAAGACUGCUGCUGGAGUGUUGUGCGUCGCUAAUAUUCUGUGGUCGCUAAACACAGUUCCAAGAUGAUAUACUAUUUGAACAUGAUGAUAAUAAUAUAAUUUGUCAGAUAAUGUCAAACAUCACUAUAGUUAUAAGUUACAAAUAGUCCAAUGCUUUCAAUUAAUUUUGUCCCCACUUAAUUUUAUAAAAUACUAGCGAUCCGCCCCGUCUUCGCACGGGUGAUUUCUGUAUCUCGACAACAGCGUCACCUUCCGGGUCUAUAUGUAAAUCUAAACCAUCUAGGGCCCAUUCAAACACACACUAAAAAUUUCGUCAAAAUCGGUAGAGCCGUUUUUGAGUUGAAUGGACAGCAAUUGACGUUUAUAUAUAGAGAUUUGGCUUAAAUAAACAGUUUAUUUUGAAAUUUACUUUCCACAAUUUUUACAUUUUAAAACUAACUUACUAAAUUGUCUUUUGUUUGGAAAUUUUAUUUCAGUAGCUUGAAAGGCUUGCAAUUGCAUUUAGCUAAAAUUCUAUUUAAGGCAUUAUAACAUAUUAACAUAACGCAACAUAUUUUAAUGUAUUUGGAAGUUUCCAUUAAAGACAAAAUUUGUAAUUGUACAAAUAUAUUAACAUAUCCAAAAUGUAUCUAGUAUAGGCUUAAUCUUAAGGUGAUUUCUUAAAAGAUUUAUUUUCUAUAUAAAAAUAUGGUGAUAAUUUCCUUACUUUUAACUGUGGAAUAACAUGUGUAUGUGGUAGAGAGAGAAUUUUGAAUAAAAUAAACUGGAUAUUAUCACUUAUAAAAUACUUCAAUUAUAUAUUUUGUAAUUUAAAUUAGGUAUAAUAGCGUUUGACUGCUCAUCUUCCAGUGUGUAAUGAAAAUUUUGAUAUAAUUAAAUUAAUUUUCGCCAUAUUUUGAUACCAUAAAAAUGGCUAAUAAAUUUUUAAUAAUC